GUAAUCUUUUUGAAAGUAGGAAGUCAAUAUAUUAAACAUCUGGCAGGGAAUCUUCUUGUGGUCAUCUCCAAGUUUAUUGCUAAAGCUGGAAGCAAACGGGGUGGAUUUGCUUAUUUGUUAUGCAGUUGCUUAGAAGUCGUAAUCUCCAACAAUCUUUCAUCCUUAAUGGUGUCAUCAACCUCUAGGGCCACAGAUUCAGAGUGUAAUACAUCGAGUUUCAUUCUAAUUUUACGUUCAAGACUAGAAAAUGCGAAUUGGCAUACAGUAGCUGGUCUUUUAAGAGUUUUACGUAAUAUUAUGAAAUACUUGAAGCAAAGCAAUGAUGGUGAUCUUUUAGAAGUAUACAUGCAUUCUAUCUCAAAUGUGUGUUGGGAACUAUUGAGUGAGAUUCAUGUUGGUCAGACUAGUGAAGUGCAGAAAAGCUCUGCUGGAAUUGCUUUACCGCCCAGGAAUGUUUGUUCUCCGGAGUCCAGGUUUUUGUUUCUUGGAGGCCUACUUCAACUUUUCUGUUCUCUGGUUGAGCAAAAUGGUUUGGUGGAAGCCGAAGGUGUUCUUGAUAAGAUCUUUUGCCUUGUCCCUAGGCUCUUAAAUUGGUGUUUCUACAAGCAGGAGAUUUUUAACAACGCUCGCAUUUAUCAAUACAUGAGGCACAAGAUGUUGGUAUGCCUUUACUUUCUGUACUUUGUUUAUGGGCAUUCAAUUAGACAUAUUUAUGUUAUUUGA
Macadamia integrifolia is the source of this 723-nucleotide messenger RNA. RefSeq lists its product as uncharacterized. Lineage: Eukaryota; Viridiplantae; Streptophyta; Magnoliopsida; Proteales; Proteaceae. The record is from RefSeq and is a predicted model, not a curated record. The annotation marks the transcript as partial. The transcript is spliced from 2 exons.